AUGUCGUUGUUUCAUGCGAGACAGAUCUUCAAGGAAGAUCUCUCGGGGCCCUCGGACAUUGCUGGACGAGCCAAGGCUAUCGUACUUGGAGAUACCAAGUUCCAUUGGUCACCCCUGGAUGUCAUCAAUAGCGCACGUCCAAGUCGCGCCGAUCCCGACUUCGAUGCUGCACUGGACAUUAUCCUUCCGAUUGAACAAGUGCAGCAUUACUGCGCUAUGUCGAGAUGUCGGUUUGGCUUUUUGUUCUCAGAAGCCGGCGCAUUUAUUAUGGCAAUUCUCCGAGGAGCAAGACAUGCAGCGAUCGCCGAGGCCUCGGCGGAGUAUCCCACGGCCCUUCUAUGGCACGACCUCGGCCCCAGAUAUUGA
This is a messenger RNA of Penicillium bovifimosum, 366 nucleotides long. RefSeq lists its product as uncharacterized. The record is from RefSeq and is a predicted model, not a curated record. Bases 1 to 366 code for a protein of 121 amino acids. Lineage: Eukaryota; Fungi; Ascomycota; Eurotiomycetes; Eurotiales; Aspergillaceae. The transcript has 2 exons.